AUGAACUUCACCAACAUCAAUGAUCCUGCUGGAGUCAAGGCUCUCCUCGAUCAGCUCAGGUCAUCUCAAGCAUGGCAGGAGCUUGCCAGUGCUCCCUCACAACCAGGUCCAAGUGGUGCUGUCACGUCGACCUCCUCCGCAAAGCCUUUCAAUCCACCCCCCAGUGAAAGUGCUGAGUCGCGUCAGAAUUUGGAGAAAUCCAAAAGUAGUUUGUCUGACAAUAAUGUAACGCCUGAUCCUCCAGGACCGUCCUCGUCUGUUGCAGCCUUGCUCUCCCAACUACAUGCGCAUCCAUCUCCACCUAUUCCGUCGCCUCUGCCCUCGCAUGGCCUGCCGCUCGUUCAGCCUCAUCAUUUCGUACCGCCGGCCGCACCAUACCUCCCACCCGAGCCGAGGCCACCCACGACGACACCCUCGGGCCCAUCCCCAUCGGUUCGGAAGGAGGAUCUCCGAGGUUGCACCUUCCAACAGGCUCUCCCGCAUCUCGUCCGGCUGUCCGAGGACCCUACCUUCCUGAAGAAGGAGCAGGCUGAUCUGGAGCGGCAGCUGUGGGACGAACGAAAGGCGAUUCAGCGCAAGCAUGAGGAAAAGAUCAAGGUUGCGCGGAACAAGGCGAGUCUGAUUGGAGUGGGGCUCACGCAAUUCGAGGCGGAUAUGAUGUCCGACGCUUUUCGCAAGGAGCUACGAAAGUUUGAUGCAGAGCGUGUCCUCCCUGCUUGGGACGGUCUGAUUACGAAGCAGCAGGCGAAGCUCGAGUCGCUCAGCGUUCCGGCAAUGUACCAGACGACGAUGUCUGCAGACAGAGAGCGCCAGCAGCGCGUCAUGCAGGUGCUCAAUGGAAUUGUCGGUAACGAGGGUUCUUGA
Messenger RNA from Fibroporia radiculosa, 864 nucleotides. RefSeq lists its product as uncharacterized. Bases 1 to 864 code for a protein of 287 amino acids. The transcript has 6 exons. NCBI's taxonomy places the organism in Eukaryota, Fungi, Basidiomycota, Agaricomycetes, Polyporales, Fibroporiaceae. The record is from RefSeq and is a predicted model, not a curated record.